AUGACGAUCAAGUUGCAGAAGAAGAGGGACUCAGAAGAUGGUUCAAACAACAAUGUCCUUUCGAUCACAACAAAUGGCCACGAAGACAGGGUCUACACAUAUACAGAAGCUAUUAAUUUAGCAGGCACUGGUUGCUAUAGCAUAGGUCUCUUAUCAACCCUGAGUAUGUGUGGACUGGCUAUGGGAAUGGAUAUGUUUGGUUUCUCCGUGGUGGUCACCGGCUGUACCUGCGAUUUUAAUUUAGACAUCAGGCAGACUAGCAUCUUGCUAUCCAUGCCUUUUUUAGGUCCCAUGGCAAUGGCGUAUCCAUGGGGUUAUUUGUCCGACACCCAGGGUCGAAAGAAAGUUUUGUUCAUCGCUAUGUGCGUCAGCUUUGUUGUGUCUAGCAUCAGUGCCUUCUCUCCCAACUGGGUCGUCAUGGCUGUGCUUAAAUUUAUUAGUACUAGUUUCUGUAGUUGUGCUCAAUCUACAACUUACACACUACUUGGAGAAUCCUGCGCAGAGAAAGCGAGGGACUCUUACAUGUUGAUAAUGACCAGCGUACUAGAUUUCAGUUUAGCAGCUUAUGUUGUGGUGGCAUACUGGGUCUUGAAUCUCGACUUUUCCUACGACAUGGGUGGUGGUAUAGAAUUCACUCCGUGGCGUCUUCUAGCCCUUUUACUUGCAUUGCCACUUGGCUUCGGAGCCAUUGGCAUUUACUUCUUCUACGAAAGUCCCAAGUUUCUGGUUAAUGCUGAGAGGAAUGAGGAAGCUUUAGAAAACCUGACGAAAAUCUGGCAGAGGAACAAAGGAAAAGGAGAUAAGUAUCCGGUAAAGAAAAUAAUUUUAAACGAGGUUGGCAACGAACGUCGCAAAGAUGUAUCUCUAUUGCAAUCACUCUGGGAACAGAUCGUGCCCCUCUUCAGGGCUCCCCUUAUCUAUAGAAGCAUGCAGCUGUAUUACUUCACCGCCGUUGUAUUUAGCACAAACAACAGCUUCUUCAUUUGGUUUCCGUACUUAGUAAAAAAAUUCGAUGCUGGCAUGAGCGCAUUCAACGCUGACGACGAGGCAGGACUCUGCCACAUGAUCGUCAGUAAUUAUAACGAGACGAAAUCUUUAGAUGCAUGCACCUCAAAAGUGGAGAUCAACCUAGUAUGGUCUAGCCUGGCCCAAGGAAUCUCUUUUGUCCUGAUAAUGUUUGUCAUUACAAAGCUGGCGUACAGGAAGAAGGCUUUGACGAUCAUCAUUAUGACCACGGCAGGGUUCGCGUCUAUUGGCGCUGCUGUCAUCCAAGAUAACCUGAUCAGCUUCAUCAUGUUCUUUGGACUGUUGACUAAUGAGCUCUGCAUUGGUAUUAUUUAUACCUACUUCGUUGAUCUCUAUCCCACGUCUUAUCGGGGUAUGGCGGCCUGUAUAGCAGUGAUGGUUGCCCGUUCCAGUGCCCUGGGCGGCGUCAACGUACUAGGAUCUUAUAUCAUGACGCACUGCUCUUCCAUGUUCUAUAUCAGUGGUGGACUGAUGCUCUCGGCAGCAUCAUUAGCAUGCCUGUUACCACCGGAUAUAAGGAAAUAA
Messenger RNA from Arctia plantaginis, 1551 nucleotides. The record is from the annotation of a GenBank genome assembly. NCBI's taxonomy places the organism in Eukaryota, Metazoa, Arthropoda, Insecta, Lepidoptera, Erebidae.